AUGGCGAACCAACGAACAGGUCUUCUGUUUUCUUUCCCCUCUCUCCUCAUCAGACAAUCCGUCCGUCUUCACACACCCCGUCAAGAUACAGCUCGAGUCCUCAGACAAUCUUGCCGAUGGCACAGUACAGAAGCCGAGCCUCCGCGAUCGAGCGACCCUCCCGCUGACGUUGACGCUGACGAACCUUCCCCGGAGCUGUCGCACUUGAACCCGUCGCCUGACGAUUACUCCCGAUUCAUCUUCCAGGAUAAAUGUCGCUCUACAAUCCAUGCCGGGUCCGGUGGGAGUGGGUGUGUCUCGUACCUUCGCGAAAAGUUCAUUGAAGAAGGCCCCCCCAAUGGCGGCGAUGGCGGUAGCGGCGGAAGUAUCUACAUCCAAGCUGUCGAGGGCAUGACGAGUCUGCACAAGCUUGCGCGCAGAGGUGUUAUCAGAGCCGGUCGAGGGAAGAAUGGCCAGGGCAAGAGUAAAGGUGGUAAGCGAGGAGAGGAUGUUCUGCUCCAGGUUCCCGUUGGAACGGUAAUCCGGGAAGUAGAGCGGUACGAUCCUGUCGCGGAGGAAAAGAAGCGUCGCAAGAUGGAAUACGAGGCCAAAAUGAAUCAGGAGACGGAUGAGUUGGAUGAGAUUGGAUUUACCUCGAUCCGCCAUGACCGUUGGGUUCUGUACCCUGGUGCCAAACCCUCCGAUUUCCUUACGACAGUGUUCCCUAGAAACCCGCCACGACGAUCGCCGCUUGCCGCGAUGGAACCGAAGGCGCCGAUUCACCUUGAUCUCUCUCAGCAUAUGGAUAAGCCGAUGUUGCUGGCUGCCGGUGCUGUGGGUGGUUUGGGUAACCCGCACUUUAUCUCCCGCACAAUAACCCGACCGAACUUUGCGUCUAGAGGUGAAGGUGGUAUGCGUCUGGAGUUGGAAUUUGAGUUGAAACUACUGGCUGAUGUUGGACUGGUCGGGAAACCCAAUGCCGGGAAGAGCACUUUGUUACGGUCGUUGACUAACAGUCGCACGCGCAUUGGAAACUGGGAAUUCACCACGCUUGAACCAAGUAUUGGUACUGUUGUCAUCGACGAUCACAAAGGAAGGCCGCUUGUCGAGUCCAAGAGAAAACGAACCAACUUCACCAUCGCCGAUAUUCCCGGUCUAAUUGAAGACGCCCAUUUGGACCGUGGUCUUGGUUUAGGAUUCCUGCGACAUAUUGAGCGCGCUGGUAUCCUGGCUUUUGUGGUCGACCUCAGCAAUGGAGACCCAAUCCAGGGAGUCAAGAAUCUGUGGCGCGAACUUGGUGCAUAUGAACGGGUGCGCGAUACUGAACUCUCCUCUGAAGGCGAAGAUUCCAUGUCAUGGCCCAAAGAGCAUGGUCUGCCCGAGUUGGCUGGUCAUGCCAAAUCGCAUGACCCCAUGGAGCAUAUCAACAUGUCGCCUGCUAGCGAAAAAGAGCUUCCCGAGCUUGCAAUUCCACCUAUCCACACGAAGCCAUGGUUCGUCGUAGCUACCAAAGCUGAUCUACCUGAAACCCAAGAUCGGUUCAAAGAGCUGCGAGACUACAUUUCCGCCGUGGGCAAGGGUGAGGUUGAGCAUCCAGGAGGAUACGAACAUGGAUGGAUAGAGAAAGUAACUGUCGUUCCCGUGAGUGCCAUGAGAGGCGAGGGCGUCAGUCGCAUCCCCAAGUUGGUGGUUGAUUUGUUGGAGUACUAG
Messenger RNA from Aspergillus wentii DTO 134E9, 1689 nucleotides. RefSeq names its product GTP-binding protein Obg. Bases 1 to 1689 code for a protein of 562 amino acids. Gene Ontology annotation, molecular function: GTP binding; GTPase activity. The record is from RefSeq and is a predicted model, not a curated record. The transcript has a single exon. Gene Ontology annotation, cellular component: mitochondrion. Lineage: Eukaryota; Fungi; Ascomycota; Eurotiomycetes; Eurotiales; Aspergillaceae.